Molecule: messenger RNA, 1959 nt
Organism: Trichoderma aggressivum f. europaeum
Lineage: Eukaryota; Fungi; Ascomycota; Sordariomycetes; Hypocreales; Hypocreaceae
Exons: 2
Coding region: 1-1959 (652 amino acids)
Biological process (GO): mitotic DNA damage checkpoint signaling; protein phosphorylation
Cellular component (GO): cytoplasm; nucleus
Molecular function (GO): ATP binding; protein serine/threonine kinase activity
Source: RefSeq, a predicted model, not a curated record
AUGUCUGAGCUCAACCAAGAAUCGACCCAAUCGGCUUCUUUUGUCACCGCCCAGUCGCAUUUCAGUGCUACUACCACCACCUGUUCUCAUUCCUCCUCGCAAUGGUCGUCGACUCAGAUAGACCCUCGCGCUACAGGAGUGGCUGAAGCGCUGGGGACUCGAAACUCCAUUCUGACAUCGUCUCAGCCUAGUUUCGGCUCUACAACGCAGAUAGAGCCACGCGUCGUUGCUUAUGAAGCCGCGUUGGCUCGCAAACGAGACCGCCAGGCUCAGAUAUUGGCUUCAACAGCCCCAACCAUCAAGCAGAUAACUACGCUGCUCACUAGGGCACUGCCCGAUGUGCCCGAUGCUCGAAUGAUUGUGGCAUCAACUCGCUUUCCCAACGAAACGAGUCAGAAUUCGUCCAUUAUACCCCUCUCAUACAAAGCCAAGAACAGAGUGACGUUCGGCGUCAUCCAACAAGCCCAGGACGUGGACUUAAUACUACAUCUACCAUUGGAAGAUAAUUAUACAACAGUUGACACUGGAAUUGAAUGUCAGAUUAUCUACAGUCCUGGGAGCGAUGAUUGCCUUUUGGUAAACCAUGCAGAACCGCAGCUACGCUUGACGAAUUUUAGUUCCUCUUCGAAUCUCCAGCUAUCAAUCAUGCCAGGAGGCAGCCAUUUUAUCCAGCCUGGCAUGUGGAGAAUAUCUAUAGCCAGUGGUAGUGAUGACGAUGAAGAUCUCGAGGAGCAUCAUCUUGCUGAGUUUUUGCUAUUCGGGAGACAAUUUAGCGUUUCAAUUCACAUAGCGAAUCUCUCAUUGAAAACAAAGCGGGGCAUUGACGACGACGCGGAAGCGCUUAUCGGCAAGAGACAAAAACGAAAUGAUGGCUUGGCAGAAACUGCCUCUGUCCAGCCUACAAAUACAACGACUAUGGAGCCAAGACCUGUUACUACUGCCACUGAGAUGAACAAUGCCCCCGAUCCAUCUCCAUCGUCCCCUGUUCGACAGAUUUCCGACAAAAUCAAUGUCCCGCUUCUAGAUCUCGCAGAUGGAGAGACAGCUGUUGUCCGGGCUUUCCGAGAUAGGACAGACAGGUCUCACUCUCAAUCGCUAUCUGCAGCAAAAGGACCAGCCAGGUAUCGACUACGGCGGGUUAAGCAGAUUGCAGUUACAAAGUCAGCGGUUGUCUUUGCUUGCAAACAUUCUGCUGUGUCUGAGCCCGUAGUUGCAAAAGUCCUUCGAUGCAAUAAAGAUUCGCCUAGUGAUCUCAGAAACUCUGCGUUAUUGUGGAAGAGAGAAAAAGAGACACUUGAGAAGCUAAAGCAUAGGAACGUUAUAGCGCUCAGGGCAUUUGAUGGACGCAUGUUUGCAAUGUACUUGGAGCCUCUUCCGCCAUCCCUGUAUCGAGGGCAAGUAGCAACAAUGCCAAUAUCCGACAUAUCUAGAACAUUGUAUGAUAUUUCAUCUGCUCUGGUAUACUUGAAGACGGUACCAAUGGUCCAUAACGACAUCAAGCCACGCAACAUUACCUACUCUCCUCGCCGUGGUGCCAUUCUUAUCGAUUUUGGAUCGGCUACACCGACCAACGAAUGGAACGCGGGAGGCACACCUUGGUAUCUGCCUCCAGAUCUCAUUGACGACAGUUCACGUGGAUUGCCAGGAGAUGUAUGGGCAUUGGGCAUUACGAUGCUCUACUUGCUUGGCAGGAUUGGUCAUCCGGAGCAGAGCUGGCCCGGCUGGCCCGUUUACGAGCUUGAUAAUGAUGCUACACGAAAACGAAUGGAAGACUGGUUGGAGCAUAUUUCAACCACUAGAGCCAAGUUGAAUCCAGUGAAUAUGGGAACUGGAAGAAAAAAGCUCGAAUACAUAGUGUUUAAAAUGCUUGAGAGCGACAGCGAGUUUCGAAUCGACGCGGAAAGUAUCAUUUCUAUCCUUGAUUCGUCAACGAGAGCUCCAUUGCUGCUGGCGGCUUAA